AUGAAGGAGAUCACGAAACGAUUAUGUGCUGUCGCUGCUACUCGCCUUCCAGGAUGGGGACCGCGUGAUGCACACUGUGCCUGGUUGGAAACACUACAAGAUAUGGUUGCCAACCGAUGUCAGUGGAGUUUUUGUUGUCUGUUUCUAUCCAGAUCGCUCAAAUGGAUGCUUUUAAAUGAAUCGCGGUUAUACGGCAGUGAAGCAUCGUUGUUGAAAACUGAUGACAUGCUGUCGAUUAUGAUGCUGAUGGAGAUGCAUACACCACCAAGUCAGACACCCAUGAAGUUGACAUUGCGAAUGCUACCGCUCACGUAUACUGCUCCACGCUUGCUGUUCAGAAUUCAUUCUCCUGAUAUUCUCAGGCCCUUAAUGUGGGCACUUCAUGGCAAAUCGGUCAACAAGAUGCUACUACGUUCACUCUGGAUACUCCGUCGGUUGUCUGUUGCAACUUUCAAACUCGCUGCCGAGAGUACUGCACCCUGUCUAACUAGACGCUACACACUAGAAAAUCUGAGUGAUGCAGAAACUUCUGCAUCAGUCACCGCAAACGAUUGCAUGGUUUUGUGUAGCCGAGCCAAAGCUGACUGGGUUCAUGUAAGCAUUCGACUCUGUGCUGUCCCAAUUUCUCCUUCGAAAACAAAACUUGUCCAACUAAUCAGCUCCAUUUAUUGA
Molecule: messenger RNA, 672 nt
Organism: Opisthorchis viverrini
Lineage: Eukaryota; Metazoa; Platyhelminthes; Trematoda; Opisthorchiida; Opisthorchiidae
Exons: 3
Coding region: 1-672 (223 amino acids)
Source: RefSeq, a predicted model, not a curated record